CAAAAGGGGCUGCAUCAGCCGCGUGAUGGAGCGAGCUUGGACACACGCACACACCAACACACUACCGCAGGCGCAGAUCGAGAGGCUGAACUGGCCGGUAACGCAAGUAUGACGGGGCAGACGCCAAGGAUCGUGUUCAGGUUCACCCACACGGAGGUCGCCAAGAUGGAGGAGGUCCUCCGUGACCUCAACGCCAUGCCCAAGCGUCCUGUCAUCCAGGGUCUCACCGACGAAUUCAACUCCUCCCCCAACCGCUCCGGCGACGGCAAGGUCCCCAUCCAGUACAAUCAGGUGAGGAAUUGGUUCCAGAACCGGAGGUCUGCCCAGUCGCAGCGCACGAGGGGCGCCCCGCCACCGCAACACAAGAUGGUGGCUGGAAUCUACUCAGGGAAUGGUUCUUCGGAUAAUGGUCAGGUCCAGUUUGAAGCAAAGUCGGCUAGUAAUGGAGAAUGGUACGAUGUUGCUGCCUUUCUGUCCCACAGGUUCACUGAAACGAAGGACCCGGAAGUACAAGUCCGGUUUUCUUGGCUUGGACCUGAGGAGGAUGAAUGGGUUGAUGUUUGUAAAUGUGUGAGACCGCGUUCUCUUCAAUGUGUUGCCCUGCUGCCUGGGGACCUCAUUCUUUGUUCUAAGGGAGGCAAAGAGCAGGCCGCCUAUUUUGAUGCUCAUGUUCUUGAAGUUCAAAGGCGCAGGCAUGAUGUAAGGGGGUGCCGCUGCAGGUUUCUUGUGUGCAAUGAUCAUGACCACUCUGAGGAGAUUAUUCCACUGACCAAGGUAUGCCGUCGUCGAAAAUCUGAUCACAUGCACCAGACCUUGCAUGCCAGAUCGGCAGCGGCAUCUGCAGAUGCUCAGAAAGCACAAAAGAUGCACAAGAUCACGGAUGAGAACACUGACAAGGUGACCGGGGUUCCCAAUCCCAUCCCACGGGUUGAAGAAGGUCCAUCUGACAAGCAGGCUUCUGAUCCCUUACCAGCCGCACCUACUAGCACCCACAACAAUUCGGUUGCAGAUGUUGAGAGGGGGGAUGCAGAGGCUGCUCCGAAUGCGAAUGGUGAAGCUGAAAAUGAAGCACAUGGGGACAAGGUGAAUUUCGGAGCGUAGUUAUUUCGCUUCCAUGUGCAUUUCGCUAUGAACUUCCUAGUCCAAAACUUGUUCUCCUUGGAACUUCUAAUUGAGUAAGGAUGGUUUGCCGGUAACUGUGAUGUGGCAAUGUUGACUUGAUUAGUUCUGCGUGGUGCUCAAAGUAUUGGAUUCGGUAUCUAUAUCUAUAUAUAUAGCUAUGUCUGCAAGGUAUUUCAAUGAGAUUACCUAGACUGGAACGCUACCCGGGUUCCUCUUGCAUGUUUGACCCUCAAAACAUUUUACAUUUAGUAAUCUUUGUGGGUUUGUUUGA
Molecule: messenger RNA, 1393 nt
Organism: Hordeum vulgare subsp. vulgare (domesticated barley)
Lineage: Eukaryota; Viridiplantae; Streptophyta; Magnoliopsida; Poales; Poaceae
Product: protein SAWADEE HOMEODOMAIN HOMOLOG 2-like
Exons: 8
Coding region: 109-1101 (330 amino acids)
Molecular function (GO): DNA binding; chromatin binding
Source: RefSeq, a predicted model, not a curated record